CCCAACAUAUCACACCUUGUGGUUUUGAUGAAGUGCUGACUGCAAUAGGAUCUAUUGGGCAAUAGAGUUGUCUUGAAAAGGAAUCCGGCGGUACAGCUCAAAUUGUCGGCUCGCAGAAGAAGAGGCAGGUGACCGUCUAGCAGGCAGAUCCACCUCCGCUUGGCAGUCUGAACGCAAGGCACAUCGGUGGAAAACGACUGUAUAUUAGACCUUUAUUGUCGUAAUAGAUAUUCCAUAUUUAACUACAUGCCUUUUAAUUUAAUUGUUUAGUUAGUCAGCUCUCCCUUCGAGAUGGAUAGCGCGCACACGAAAUCCGCAUCUGAAGUUUUAGAGAACUUCAGUGUGAACGAAAACACUGGACUCACACUUGAACAAGUCAAAUCUAAUUUUGAAAAAUAUGGACCGAACGAGCUUCCGGCUGAAGAAGGCAAGUCACUAUGGGAGCUGGUGGUGGAGCAGUUUGAAGACCUCCUGGUCAGAAUCCUGUUGUUAGCUGCCUGCGUCUCCUUUGUGCUAGCUCUGUUUGAGGAGGGGGAGGAGACCAUCACAGCCUUCGUGGAACCUAUCGUCAUCCUGCUUAUCCUCAUCGCUAACGCUGUGAUCGGAGUCUGGCAGGAGAGGAACGCGGAAAACGCCAUCGAGGCGCUGAAGGAGUACGAGCCAGAGAUAGCCAAGGUGUACCGCAUGAACCGCAAGGCUGUCCAGAGGGUCAAAGCCCGGGAAAUAGUACCUGGGGACGUUGUAGAGAUUGCCGUUGGUGACAAGGUCCCUGCUGACAUCAGGAUCACCUCCAUUAAGUCUACCACCCUGAGAGUGGACCAGUCUAUUCUCACAGGCGAGUCCGUGUCAGUGAUCAAACACACCGACCCCGUCCCUGACCCCAGAGCUGUCAAUCAAGACAAGAAGAACAUGCUGUUUUCUGGCACCAACAUCGCUGCGGGGCGAGCCAUCGGGAUCGUGAUCUCCACCGGUGUAUCUACGGAGAUCGGUAAGAUCAGGAACCAGAUGGCAGCCACGGAGCAGGAGAAGACCCCCCUGCAGCAGAAACUGGACGAGUUCGGGGAGCAGCUCUCCAAGGUCAUCUCCCUGAUCUGCGUGGCCGUCUGGAUCAUUAACAUCGGUCAUUUUAGUGACCCGGUCCACGGGGGGUCCUGGAUGCGGGGGGCCAUCUACUACUUCAAGAUCGCUGUGGCCCUGGCUGUAGCUGCCAUCCCUGAGGGUCUUCCUGCUGUGAUCACCACUUGCCUGGCGCUGGGGACCCGCCGCAUGGCCAAGAAGAACGCCAUUGUCCGCAGCCUGCCCUCGGUGGAGACCCUAGGCUGCACCUCCGUCAUCUGCUCCGACAAAACCGGCACCCUCACCACUAACCAGAUGUCUGUCUGCAAGAUGUUUGUGGUGGACAAGGUGGAGGAUUCCAGCUGUGCUGUCCAUGAGUUCUCUAUAACUGGCUCAACCUACGCCCCUGAAGGACAAGUGUUGAAAGGGGACAAGGUGGUGCAGUGUGGAGAUUAUGAUGGUCUUCUGGAGCUGGCCACUGUCUGUUCCAUGUGCAACGACUCUUCACUGGACUACAAUGAGGUCAAAGGAGUGUAUGAGAAGGUGGGUGAGGCGACGGAGACGGCCCUCACUACCCUUGUGGAGAAGAUGAACGUGUUCAAGACUGACAUGUCAGGCCUCAGCAAGGUGGAGCGUGCCGGAGCCUGCAACUCAGUGAUCAGACAGCUGAUGAAGAAAGAGUUUACUCUGGAGUUCUCGCGUGAUCGCAAGUCCAUGUCUGUGUACUGUACCCCCAUCAACAAACCAGGCUCCGGGUGCAAGAUGUUCAUCAAGGGUGCCCCAGAGAGUGUGAUGGAGCGAUGCCAGUACCUGCGUGUUGGCACAGGGAAGGUGGCACUGACCAUGCCCCUGAGAGAGCAGCUGACCUCCCUGAUCAGGGACUGGGGCACGGGCAGGGACACGCUGAGAUGCCUGGGCAUGGCCACACGGGACUCGCCACCUAAACAACAGGACAUGGAUCUGGAGAACUCCACCAAGUUUGCUGAGUAUGAGACGGGCCUAACGUUUGUUGGCUGCGUGGGUAUGCUGGACCCACCCAGGAAGGAGGUGACUGGUUCCAUCCAGCUGUGCGCCGAGGCGGGCAUCCGUGUCAUCAUGAUCACCGGGGACAACAAGGGCACGGCCGUGGCCAUCUGCCGACGCAUCGGUAUCUUCGGCGAGGAUGAGGAUGUAGUGGGCAAGGCCUACACGGGCCGGGAGUUUGAUGACCUGCCCAUCGACUCCCAGAGAGAUGCUGUGAAGCGGGCACGGUGCUUUGCCCGCGUGGAGCCUGCACACAAGUCUAAGAUUGUGGGCUACCUGCAGUCGUUUGAUGAGAUCACUGCCAUGACUGGUGAUGGGGUGAACGACGCGCCAGCCCUGAAAAAGGCAGAGAUUGGCAUUGCCAUGGGCUCGGGCACAGCUGUGGCGAAGUCAGCAUCUGAGAUGGUUCUGUCUGACGAUAACUUCUCUACCAUCGUGGCGGCUGUGGAAGAGGGCAGGGCCAUCUACAACAACAUGAAACAGUUCAUACGAUACCUCAUCUCCUCCAACGUGGGAGAGGUCGUCUGCAUCUUCUUGACUGCCAUCUUGGGUCUUCCUGAGGCUCUGAUCCCGGUCCAGUUGCUGUGGGUCAACCUGGUGACAGAUGGUCUCCCUGCGACUGCCCUGGGCUUCAACCCCCCAGACCUGGACAUCAUGGACAAGCCGCCUCGCAACCCCAAGGAGCCUCUCAUCUCUGGGUGGCUGUUCUUCAGAUACCUGGCCAUCGGAGGGUAUGUUGGUCUGGGCACGGUGGGUGCUGCCACCUGGUGGUACUUGUUUGAUGAUGAAGGCCCUCACGUGUCCUUCUACCAGCUGAGACACUUUAUGCAGUGCUCGGAGGACAACCCCAUGUUCCAGGGCAUCGACUGUGAGGUGUUUGAGUCUCGUUUCCCCACCACCAUGGCCCUCUCCGUGCUGGUCACCAUAGAGAUGUUCAACUCCCUCAACAGUCUGUCAGAGAACCAGUCCAUGAUCAGGAUGCCCCCGUGGGUCAACUUCUGGCUGCUGGGAGCAAUCGUCCUCUCCAUGUCCCUCCACUUCCUCAUCCUCUAUGUUGAGCCGUUGCCUCUGAUCUUCCAGGUGACCCCUCUGACCUGGUGCCAGUGGAUCGUGGUUCUAAAGAUAUCAUUCCCUGUCAUCCUAUUGGACGAGGCCCUCAAGUACAUCUCCCGCAACCACUUAGACGACAACGACGACAAGAAGUACAGGAACAGGCAGCUAAAAUAUUAAGACUCACACACACACACACACACACACACACACACACACACACACACACACACACACACACACACACACACACACACACACACACACACACACACACACACACACACGUUCACGUAGGCCCAGGAAAGUGUGAUGAAAACUACAAAACACACCCAGGACUUAAACUUUCCACUCAUCGCUUUUGACUCUGUACAGUAACAUAGUGGUGCAAUAGGUAGACCAUGGAGAGGUAGGAGGAGAGCAGGGGAUUGUGAUGUCUAGAGAGAGAGAGGGAGAGAGAGCGAGAGGCGCAUAACCUGGAGGCUACAGACAGACUUGAUGGUACCAACAAUAGACAGAGACUGGCAUGCAGGAGAAGAUACUACCAACGGGCAGCAAGAGGAACCACACUGCUCGGCCUGAGGUGUCUGCCCCCCCCAGGCCAGAUGUUCUGGGUGUAUCCAGUACUCAUGUGUCCAUCCCACCCCAUAUGAACCCCUCGGUCUGCCAAGGCUUCUGUCAUUCAGAUCCACAGUAUUGUCAGUGAUCUGUGCUGCUCUACCAGGGUCAUGGUAGUCAGACCAUCACACUGUAACUACUCUCCUUUAACUGGAUCACAACAUUCCUCUCUUCCUCCGCUUCCUUUCCUCCCACUUUCUCUUCCUCCGUUUCCUUUCCUCCCGCUUUCUCUUCCUCCGUUUCCUUUCCUCCCGCUUUCUCUUCCUCCGUUUCCUUUCCUCCCGCUUUCUCUUCCUCCGUUUCCUUUCCUCCCUCUUUCUCUUCCUCCGUUUCCUUUCCUCCCGCUUUCUCUUCCUCCGUUUCCUUUCCUCCCGCUUUCUCUUCCUCCGUUUCCUUUCCUCCCGCUUUCUCUUCCUCCGUUUCCUUUACUCCCGCUUUCUCUUCCUCCGUUUCCUUUCCUCCCGCUUUCUCUUCCUCCGUUUCCUUUCUUCCCGCUUUCUCUUCCUCCGUUUCCUUUCCUCCCGCUUUCUCUUCCUCCGUUUCCUUUCCUCCCGCUUUCUCUUCCUCCGUUUCCUUUACUCCCGCUUUCUCUUCCUCCGUUUCCUUUACUCCCGCUUUCUCUUCCUCCGUUUCCUUUACUCCCGCUUUCUCUUCCUCCGUUUCCUUUACUCCCGCUUUCUCUUCCUCCGUUUCCUUUACUCCCGCUUUCUCUUCCUCCGUUUCCUUUACUCCCGCUUUCUCUUCCUCCGUUUCCUUUACUCCCGCUUUCUCUUCCUCCGUUUCCUUUACUCCCGCUUUCUCUUCCUCCGUUUCCUUUCCUCCCGCUUUCUCUUCCUCCGUUUCCUUUCCUCCCGCUUUCUCUUCCUCCGUUUCCUUUCCUCCCGCUUUCUCUUCCUCCGUUUCCUUUCCUCCCGCUUUCUCUUCCUCCGUUUCCUUUCCUCCCGCUUUCUCUUCCUCCGUUUCCUUUCCUCCCGCUUUCUCUUCCUCCGUUUCCUUUCCUCCCGCUUUCUCUUCCUCCGUUUCCUUUCCUCCCGCUUUCUCUUCCUCCGUUUCCUUUCCUCCCGCUUUCUCUUCCUCCGUUUCCUUUCCUCCCGCUUUCUCUUCCUCCGUUUCCUUUCCUCCCUCUUUUUUUCCACGGAGGUCUGCUUGCUGUAGAGCUGAUUUCUGCUCUUUGGCUCUGAUUUUUGUCCUCUCCUCUCUCUUAUAUUGCUCUCCCUCUUCUUUCCCUCUCUUCUCUACCUCUCUUCUCUCCCUUUCUCCCUUCUCUCUGUUGAAGAGGCAGAUAGGCAUCAUUGGGCCUUAGUUGUGACUCAUUCAGCCUUGGGCAGUGUAGUGUAGUGUAGACCUCUAUCUCCUGAAUGUGUGAAUAGCUUUCUGCUGCUUAGCUGCUACUGGGGGAGCCGGGGUCAGCCCAGAGACAAGCCAACCAAGAUGAAAUGAUGACUCCACCCACUGUGUUCAAACCCACUCUGGCCAGACUGUUGUGACAAGCCCAUUCAGCCGCACAGCCAACCUUCAGUGCAUCCCUCAUCCCAUGUCCAUUCCAGAAGAACUCUGUUCCUUAAUCACAGCUGUAGCUGCAGAGUACUACUCGUACAGCUGUAGCUGCACAAAAUAUACUUCUGCUUUGGAAAGGAUGCGUAGAGGAGGGUAAGGAGGAGAAUUAACAAGCAAGGCAGCUGAAUUGGCUAGCCUUCAUAGAGGUAUAUCCGAGACCUUUGUCUCCGACACAUAAGAACAUGCACACAUGUCAAUCAUAUCAAGACUCUAACACUCCCAACAUGCUGUACAUCCACUUGGACCUAGUAAGGUCAAAUAAUUAAUGUAUUUUUCUCCCAUAGACCCCCCCCCACCACUCCCACUCUACUUCCAGGCCAUACCCCUCCAAACACUUGUUUACACUGUUAACCCCAUCUAGCCAUUGAGGUUUUGAUAUUAAUGAAUAAUAAUAACACCCCGUUGGUAGCCUUAAAGAAUGUCCAGUAAGGCAAGUUGACUCCAGCUCAUCUCUCUGCUCUCCAUGCUGCUCUUCAUGCUGCUGCCAAAUGCUUUUUUGCCUUACAGGUAAACUUUUGUGUAUUGUUUUGAAAACUAGUAAUAAUGAUAUAUUUGACUGAAUGAACCCAGGAGGUUUUGGAUUGUGUCUUUAGCUUUAGUUGUUUUGGGGGGUGCGGGUGGGGUUCGCUGUUGAGCCGUGCUGUGUGGGCUGAGGCCGGUGGGAUAGCUGGAGGGAAGAAGACUCCAAUCAGUGUCUCGUCCAUACUGAGCCUCCUGACACCUUUUUAUAGGUCAUCCUUGGUUAGAGCACCAACCAGUAGGACUACUGGACUGGUCUUGGGUCAGUCCUAUCACUCCAGAUCAGGCAAGUUCUGACCACGUCAGUUUUGAUUUCAUCAAGGAAACAGCACAGCCUACCGUCGUAACGUAUAAAGAAAGACCGGCUCUUAAAGGUUAGACAACCGGUUAACUCUUUAGCCAGUCACCCGUUCCACACAACACAGCGUUGAUCUUAGUGUAGAGAGCCAAGAUCUAGAACACUGUAGCCAUGCUUGGUUUCAUCAACGAAAUAUAUACCACGGUGAUGCAGAAGCUCUAUCUAGUGUAUCUAUUGGCUAACAGUGGCAGAAGGCUUCAGGACUGCCGGUGUGCUUCCUAGCUAGUCCUCAGCCCCAGAUCAUGAUGGUACUCAGGCUGUCCAGCAGUGAUGUGGGUUUGUACAGGACCGCCGGUGUGCUUCCUAGCUGGUCCUCAGCCCCAGAUCAUGAUGGUACUCUGGCUGUCCAGCAGUGAUGUGGGUUUGUACAGGACCGCCGGUGUGCUUCCUAGCUGGUCCUCAGCCCCAGAUCAUGAUGGUACUCAGGCUGUCCAGCAGUGAUGUGGGUUUGUACAGGACUGCCGGUGUGCUUCCUAGCUAGUCCUCAGCCCCAGAUCAUGAUGCUACUCAGGCUGUCCAGCAGUGAUGUGGGUUUGUACAGGACUGCCGGUGUGCUUCCUAGCUGGUCCUCAGCCCCAGAUCAUGAUGGUACUCAGGCUGUCCAGCAGUGAUGUGGGUUUGUACAGGACUGCCGGUGUGCUUCCUAGCUAGUCCUCAGCCCCAGAUCAUGAUGCUACUCAGGCUGUCCAGCAGUGAUGUGGGUUUGUACAGGACCGCUGGUGGGCUUCCUAGCUAGUCCUCAGCCCCAGAUAAUGAUGGUACUCAGGCUGUCCAGCAGUGAUGUGGGUUUGUACAGUACCUUGUUAUUUACUACUGAAUCCUUGAACUUUGUACAGAAAAACGAGAAAGAACGUUCGCAUGGAUACUUUGUUAGUGUAAUUAAUAACCUAUACUGUAUAUUAUUUUACUUUUUCUGAUAACUUACAUGACAUCAAUGAAACCUACUUACUUACCAACAGCAAGAGAACCAACUGCAAGAAACUAUUUCAGUUUUUCUUUAAGUGCAUCUAAGGAUCUCCAUUUUCUUGUAGACUAGAAAAAGGUUGUUUUAUUUAUCAUUGCUGUUAUUUUUUACGGUUGCUAGGAGAAAAAAAGAUUACUGUAAAAUAAACAAAAAGAAUCAUAAUGAGAAUAAUAAUUUUGAUGAUUAAAUAAUUAAUUUCAGUGAUAGUAAUCUGGUUUGAGAAUGUUUGAUGAUUAAAUAAUUAAUUUCAGUGAUAGUAAUCUGGUUUGAGAAUGUUUGAUGAUUAAAUAAUUAAUUUCAGUGAUAGUAAUCUGGUUUGAGAAUGUUUGAUGAGCACUUCUAAAUGAAUUGUGUCUUUUACACAGAGUGAUGAGCAGAGAUGAAUCUUGGGUAAUGAAGUUUUAUGUGUGUUGAAAGGCUUGGCGUGACUACAGACUCCAGAGACCCCCUCCGCCCCCCCCCCAUUAGACAUUUGGGUCACAGUUAGGAAGGUGGUCCUCUUCUAACCAUGGUACGCUUGGAUAGCCUGGUCCUAAAUCUGUUUGCGCUGUCUUGCCAAGUUUCCAAUUGACAACGACCAUAACAGUUGACUUGACCGUAGAAACAGAUCUGGGACCGUCAGGCUAACGGUUGGCAUCUUGUGCUCUGAUAAAAUAGCCACCCAUGUGCGUAUUAUCAAUCAGGUAGUCACCAAUCUAGAGUUGGCUCUGCUCCCAUUGGACCAUUCUCUCUGUCAACCAAUAGGAAACAUUCACAAGCCUCUGGGGCCUGAAUCCCACCACUCAGAAAUAGAGGAUUAUCUUUAUUGCCUUGUUAAUAUUAAAUGUGGACACAAUUUUUUUAUGUGACAAAUUCAUGGAAAUAAAGAUUAUUUAUCUUAUUUA
Salvelinus fontinalis (brook trout) is the source of this 8029-nucleotide messenger RNA. RefSeq names its product sarcoplasmic/endoplasmic reticulum calcium ATPase 1-like. NCBI's taxonomy places the organism in Eukaryota, Metazoa, Chordata, Actinopteri, Salmoniformes, Salmonidae. Gene Ontology annotation, molecular function: P-type calcium transporter activity; ATP binding; ATP hydrolysis activity. Gene Ontology annotation, cellular component: membrane. Gene Ontology annotation, biological process: intracellular calcium ion homeostasis; calcium ion transmembrane transport. The transcript has 23 exons. Bases 292 to 3309 code for a protein of 1005 amino acids. The record is from RefSeq and is a predicted model, not a curated record.